AUGGAAGAUCUGAGGGAUACUGGUGGUCAAGACCUACUCCAGGUGAUUCGAUCAGGAGGUGCCCAUGGCGACGCUGCUUUCAGGGUGUAUGUGGAGCGCCUGUUCCCUGAGGUGUCCAAGGGGACAUUGGAGCAGUGUAUUGUUUCUCUUCAGGAUUCGGCUGAAGAAACUCCCACCUGGAAUAGGAAGGCGUUUGAGUCGGUGUCUCACUUGUGGGAUCUUACUCACCUAGGGGUAGAUGCCUCUGAGGAGAAGGCACAGCGGAAUGUGGAUGAUGUGCUACUCCUGAGGUUUCUCCUGUUGAUCGCCUUUGCUGUUGAAGACCUGCAGCCACUUGGUAACAACUUGAGGGAUGGACCUGUGUCGGUAUCCCUUUGGACAACUCCAGAAUGGAAGACGUUGGAGGAUAAGUUUGGAUUGCGCCAGUUCAGGUUCUUUCAGGGCCCGAUAGGACGGGACGAGCAUACCUCUAAGGCAAGAUAUCUGGUUGUUGGUGUUUUGUCAGUUCCUAUCCUGGCUAUGGAUGGAAAGGAGGUGGAUGUUCCGAAUGAUGCCGAUCCGGAACCAGUCUCUGUAGAAGCAGGAGGGGCAAUUGAAGAUGCUGAAUGGUUCGCUGAUGGUGGUGUGGUGGAAGCAGGUGCUGAAGAGGAGUUUUCGGCGCGAGAUGCUGCUGAAGCUAGAGCUGCUUGGAAUGAGUGGGACCGUCUGGUCAAGUCGAGUCGGGAAGACUGGAUUCGUGAAGCCAACUCUCAGAAGCUUCCCAAGGUGGAGAUUGUAGAUUUUGUCUAUGUGGAGGCUAUUGAGAGGAAGACGCAUGGAGAGGUCUUGACGGCAAUUGGUCGCAUGCAUGCUAGGGCCAAAGCGGAAGGCUUUGAUGUGAGACGGUUGCACUCGGACCGUGGCCGCGAAUAUAACAACAAGCCUCUCCGAAACUGGUGUGCUAGGCAUGCUGUGCAUAGGACGCUUGCUGUAGCUGAAGAACAUCAGGGCAACGGCAGAGCUGAAGGGGCAAUCAUGCGUGUAAAAAGCAAAGCCAGAGUCAUUCUCGAAGAGUCUGGGUCUGAAAAGACGGAUUGGCCAUUGGCGGCUAAAUUGGCGGCACAUGAGUUGAAGAACGUUGCAAGGAAGCGGCUGAAGAUUGAGAUUCAACAGUCGCUGCCGUUCAACACCAAGGUGCAGGUCAUUAGUCGUAGCUGGAAGCGGGAGACUUGGGAGUCUCGCACCACAACUGCUCUGGUGAAAUGUCCAUCCGCUGACAUGUCUCGAGGAUGGGUUGUUGCAACAGACGACGGCAAGCUGCUGACGACGGGAAAGCUGUUCCCAUCAGUGGACCAGGGAAAAGUGUCCUUUAGUAGUACUGGCCCUGCAGUGGAUUUGGAUGCUCCUGAUUACAGAGUUGCAGGAAAGAAGACGGUGAGACAGCUGCAAACUCCGAUUUUAGGAGAGCCGGUGCAUGGUGUUGACAAGUUGGCGAAGAAGUUAUAUGAGGACAAGCUGUUCCGGCCCAGAGAUCUGGCAGCCUUGGCAGUGCAAGUUUCGCAGCUGGCACAAGAUAGCAGUCGCAUGGUGAGAACUUCUGAGACAAGCCGAGAUGAACCGUUUCGCACUUGCAACUUUCUCACAGGCCUGUGGAUUCAAGACUCGGAGAGCUCUGAGCGGACAAGGAGUGUGAUGGGUCCUGAGAGCACCAAGGCCAUUCAGUUUAAUCCAAGCUUGUGGCACGAAUCGGUGAACCGUGAUGUGCUUUGGCAGACUGGCUUCACCCUGUUGCCAGCCAGUAAGGAGUGGUUGCCGGUUGAACGGAACAAGUUUGGGGAGGAUGCUCUCAAGGCGAGACUGGCGGAGACCUCUGCAGGUUGGAAUCAGGUGCCGCGUGUGAGUCCCCAGCAAGAGCUCAGUUCAGAUUGCAAUCAGGUGUCCACAGCUGUGAGUCGAAAAACCACAGUUAGCGACGAGUUUCCUAGCUACUGUCCUCGAGCGGUGGCCCUGAAGUGCUUGAGUCUAGAGCUUGAAAGGCUCCAGAAGCUUUUGGAUGCUGAGGAUCAGAGCCAGCCUGAAAGCAAUGGCCUUGAUGAGGAUUCCACUCAAGAAAGCAGCAUUGAGGAUUGGGGAACAGUCCUCAAGGAUUUGGAAAGCAUAGAGUUGUGUGGUGUUGGGUGGUCCAUGAAGGCUGAUGUCUCAAGCACUUUGAAUGAAGUGGCGAUACAGCAUCAGAAGGUUUGUGCCCUCCUUCAAGCUGCCGAAGAGGAGUGUGGGGAACAGGCUAAUGCAACUGUUGACAGUCUCUACUGGAGUACUCUAGAUGCACUGGAGCAUCAGGGGUGCGAGCUACAGAAGUAUGAGAGUCAGCUGUUGAGUUCCGCAGAGCCAGUUGUCUUGAGGAGCUUAUCGGUUGUUGACUCAGGAGAGCCUGGGCUUGACAAGGACUCCAGUGGCAUAGAAAGUCUGGGUCAUGGAGGAGUGGACUCCUCCGAUCCUCCACCUCUUCAAACCAAAAUUAUUGCAGCUGAUCAAGUGCGCAGAGAGCCAGAAAAGUGGGUUCCUUCGAUGACAGAAGAGUACCAGUCUCUAGUGUCGCGGACUGGUGCUGUAGAAGAGCUUUCGGACAGUCAAUACAGGCAGCUGUUGGAAGACCCAGGGGUCACGCUGGAAAUUAUUCCGGGUAAGCUAGUAUACGUCCACAAGUCGUCAGGACGGCGAAAAUCCAGGAUCGUUGGUUGCGGCAAUUUUUGCCAAGGCGGAAGUAGCGAACGCAACGAGCUCUAUGCGAGCGGAGCAGGGGCCGAAUCCUUGCGGCUGAUGAUUCGUAGAUGUGCCCUUCAGCAGAAGUGGGCGCUCGCAUCUGUAGAUGUGCGAACGGCUUUCCUACAAGCACCGUUGCUUGAGCAGCAAAGAGAUGGCCGGCGUUUGGUUACCGUGGUGAGAGUUCCUUCGAUACUGCGAGAGACAGGCGUGACUGCUUGUAAGUUUUGGAAAGUUCGCAAAGCCCUUUACGGCCUAGCUUCUGCUCCAAAGUCCUGGUCCAACUAUAGAGACAAGGUCAUUGCCGAGCUUGAGAUUCCUUGCGAAGGCAGUGUGCUUCGGUUAUCUAAAAUGCUGGAAGACGCGAACCUGCUUCACAUCAUCAGGCUCUCUGGCGAUGGAAAGAGCGUUAACUUGGGUGAAGGAGAACGAGUUGGUCUUGUUGCUCUAUAUGUUGACGAUAUCCUGAUUGGAGCAGAGCGGUCAGUUUGUGAAGCGGUGAUUAAGGCGCUGCAGGAACAGUGGGAGCUGUCUCCUCCUGAGUGGAUUGCUGAAACGGGAGAUCAAAUGAAGUUUGCGGGCUAUGAGCUUCAGAAAACUUCGGAAGGCAUCCGCCUGCACCAAGAGAGUUAUGUCCAAGACUUGCUUGAGCAGAACGAGGAGACUGUUACUGGGAUUGAACGAACUCCAGCUGUUAAGAUGAGCAGUUUUGAUGACCCGGUGGAUGAAGCUGAAAGGCGUGAGCUCACAAAGAGGUCACAGUGUUUGAUUGGUCAGCUUUUGUGGGUGGCUGGACGAACAAGACCUGACCUGUCUUAUGGGGUUAGCAUGGCGGCCCAGAAGAUUGUCUCCAGUCCACGGGAGGCGUUGGCACGGGCAGAGCACCUGGUAAGGUAUUUGAGAGGUUCACCGGGCGUCAGUCUUCACUACAAGGCGGCGGAUGGAAGCUGUGGAAAGUGGAACCAGCUACGACAUCAGCAGACAGGUCAUACGUUAGAUGUUUAUACGGAUGCAUCGUUUGCAGCAGAUGAGCAGUGUAGGAGCUUUGGCUCGGUGCAGCUGUACUGGGGAGGAGCGUUGGUAUCCUGGAGUGCAGCUCGUCAAACUCUCAUGGCUGCGCAUACUGCAGAAUGUGAGUUGUAUUCUCUGUCAGAGGGACAUUUGAUGGGGAAGGCAUUUCUGCCAACGGUCGCUGCUCUCAUGAACACGGAGGCUCAGAUGGUGAAUGAGGCCGCGGGGGUCUUAAUUCCUCUGAACAAUGGGACACUGGUUCCUCUCGAGGAAGCUACCUAUGAUGACAUUCGGGAUGCGUACUACGCUGAUCUUCGUAAUGCGUUUGUGCAAGCAGGGGAAACCGAGGAUAUGCCUGAGGUUCUACGUGAGAAUGUUGAGCUUCGGAGGCUUCGUGAGGGCCUGGGUUCUCCUCGUGCACCUACUGUUGCGCGCCCGCCAGGGUAUCCAGAAGUUGAGGAUGACAG
Molecule: messenger RNA, 4220 nt
Organism: Symbiodinium necroappetens
Lineage: Eukaryota; Dinophyceae; Suessiales; Symbiodiniaceae
Source: the annotation of a GenBank genome assembly